Messenger RNA from Mangifera indica (mango), 2779 nucleotides. RefSeq names its product molybdenum cofactor sulfurase-like. The transcript has a single exon. NCBI's taxonomy places the organism in Eukaryota, Viridiplantae, Streptophyta, Magnoliopsida, Sapindales, Anacardiaceae. The coding region runs from base 886 to 2628 and encodes 580 amino acids. The record is from RefSeq and is a predicted model, not a curated record.
UAAAAUGACUUGAUGUGCGAAAUUUAUUAUGCAAGCCGUAGUUGCGUAGCUCAUCAGGAAACUCUGAUUCUACCCUUUUCUCCACGCAACACCAUCUUUAAUUUAUUCUAACAACUUCAUCUUUCUACCCUUUAUCGUGUAUUAGUUUCUCCCACUACCAAAGUUGUUAAUUUGAAUAGUCUCUUGUGCGGUGUAAACUCUAAGAGAUCAGACAGACCUGGAAUGCAAAUAUCAAUUUCCAUUUCAAUUUCUCCUACAAAAAGAGAAAAGAAAGUGUAAUGUUGACCUUGGUUUAAGUCUAAAAAUAUAUUUUGAACUUGGGCAUGUCUAGGAGAUUUCCCAUUUGCUCCCAAAAAGUAUGACUUGGAAGAAUUGACCUGUUGAGUGGUGGGCUCAAUUGAUGAAAGCUUACUAGUCUCUUCUAAAGUCUAAUAACGCGGAAAAUGAAGACUCCUAAUGACAAUUUAGCAAAUGGGAACCAUUCCAAACAAUGCCGGCCAAUAAAGCUUCAAUUGCCCUUUUCUUCUUGUUCUUUUUCCAACCAGAAUGUCAAUAUAUUGUCCUCUUUCCAUUACAACCACAACCACCAUUUCAUUUGAAACAGCUAAAAUGUAAUUAAGAAGCCGAGAGAGAUUGGAACUGCUCUUGUUUGCAAAGUUAGAGGAAAGUGGUCGUUUCUGCCGUUAAAAAAUUAACUGAUAUUUCUACCAUAGAGUUCUUGAAAGUCAGCAGCCAACGUGGUAAAGAAGGAAAUGGAAGAAAUUGGUGUACCAUGUAAUCAAUGGUAGACAAAGUCAAUGAGGAUCUGUAAAUCAAAGGAGAAACUAGUAUUAUUAGGUGAAUUCUGCAGAAAUAGAAGAGGAAAAUUGGGUGAAAUUAAUAAAAAUGGCUUCACCUUGCGGGACAGAGUCCUCAGGAGGCUGCUGCAAUGGCUGUUGCCCAAAUCCUUUUGGUGGGCUUACGGAGUUUCAUCUUCUAGCUCAGAAGUCUCCAACAACCGCUUUAUCAGCUCGAAAAGAGUUUGAUGUUGUCACAACUUGUGCUCUUUUCCCAACCAAUGUUCAUUUCACCAAUCAUGAAUCAAUUCCUUCAUUAGAAGAGUCAUAUUCUAACUUCACCAAGGUAUUUACAGAGUACUCAAAGACUGAUGAGGCUGAUCAAAUCCGAUCCCAGCAUUAUUUUCAUCUCUCGUCGUUGAAUCAGGUUUGUUUUGAUUACAUUGGCCCUGGGCUCUUCUCUUAUACUCAGCUACAAGAUGCACUUUCUUCGUCUUCAUCAGUUGAGUUUGAACUGACCUUUUUUGACAUUUGUUACAAGUCUGUGAGAUUGAAUUCUAGAAUGCAAUAUGGCAGUGAAGAAUCGGAUUUGGAAUUCAGAUUCCGGAGAAGAAUAAUGGAUUUUAUGAACAUUUCUGAAGAUGAUUAUACCAUGGUGUUCACAGCAAAUCAGUCUUCUGCUUUUAAGCUUCUUGCAGAAUCUUAUCCCUUUUAUUCUAACAAAAAUCUACUCACUGUUUAUGACCAUGAAAACGAGGCAGUGGAAGCCAUGGUGGAAAGCUCCAAGAAGAAAGGAGCGCGAGUGAAGACCGCUGAGUUCUCAUGGCCUGAUCUGACAAUUCAUUCGGCAAAACUGAUGAAAAAGUUAGUGAGCAAGAGCAAGAAGAGAAAAAAGGGACUUUUUGCAUUUCCUCUUCAAUCAAGAGUGAGUGGAGUAAGGUAUUCAUAUCUGUGGAUGAGUUUGGCUCAAGAAAAUGGCUGGCAUGUGUUACUAGAUGCAACUGCAUUGGGGCUUAAGGACAUGGAUACAUUAGGCCUCUCCCUUUUUAAGCCUGACUUCCUCAUCUGCUCUUUUUACAAGAUUUUUGGAGAAAAUCCUUCAGGGUUCGGCUGCUUGUUUAUCAAGAAAUCUAGCGCUUCAGUCUUAGAGAGUUCGAAUGGUCCUGCAAGUGUAGGAAUUGUGAGCCUUGUCCCUGCUAUGAGACCAUCUCAAGUGCCAGAAGGUUCAACUUUUACUGGUGUAGAAAUGGAACUAGAGACAACUAAUGAACUCACCAAAUCUAAAACCAGAGAAAUAAGCAUGAUUGAUGAUGGGAAAACAAAACUGCAAUGUAAAGGGUUGGAUGAUGCAGAUUCAUUAGGUCUAAUACUGAUCACUCAUAGAGCAAGGUGUCUGAUAAACUGGCUAAUGAAAGCAUUAACCAGCCUUCGAUACCCAUAUUCAGAAGAUGGGUUCCUCCUGGUCAGAAUAUAUGGAGCAGAUGUGAUGUUCGACCGAGGCCCAGCUGUGGCAUUCAAUAUAUUUGGUUGGAAUGGCGAAAAGGUUGAGCCUGCACUGGUGCAAAAGCUAGCUGAUAGAUAUAACAUUUCAUUAAGCUGUGGAUUUCUGGCGAAUAUAAGUUUCUCAGGCAAGUCUGAAGAAGAACGGGAGAGGGUAUUAGAGAGGAGAAGUGGAGAAGGAGACAGAAAUGAUUCAGGGAUAUCAGUGGUAACAGCUGCACUGGGAUUCUUGACGAAUUUCGAAGACAUAUACAGGCUUUGGGCAUUCGUUUCAAGGUUCUUGGAUGCAGAUUUUGUGGAGAAAGAGAGGUGGAGAUACUUAGCUCUUAAUCAAAAGACUAUUGAAAUCUAAACUAGUAAAAUCAUUACUUCAUUCUUUAAAUUUAUAAGUUUAUAUGGGUAUGUAAUUAUCAGGGCAGGGAAUAAUUUUGCUUCGAUUUCAUCUUAAAAAUCUAGCUAUGCUAUUUUAUUGAAUGCCACAAUGUACCAGCCUUGGUCUCUCA